GGCGAUAGGACUUUUCGGGACACAAAAGACUAGACGUUACACUUUCACGCUCUUCAGUCCAUCCUUAGACCCCAUUAGACCCCAUUAGAUCAUGGCAGAAGAGGCUAAAUUGAAAGGUAACAAAGCCUUGCAGGCUAAUCAGUUCCUUGAAGCAGUGGAUCACUAUACUGAGGCCAUUAGACUCAAUGAUUCGAACGCUAUAUACUACGCCAACAGAGCACAAGCUGAGAUCAAGCUGGAACAGUACGGUGCUGCCAUCGCUGAUUGUGACAAGUCUCUGGAAGUUGAUCCAACUUAUUUCAAGGCUCUUUAUAGAAGAGGUGUUGCAAAGAGCAUGUUGCUAAGGUAUAAAGAAGCAUAUGAUGACUUUGCGGGUGUGUUGAAGUUGAAACCUUCUGAUGCCAACACUAAAAGACUCCAGAAUGAAAUGAGUAAGCACAUGAGACGUAUUGCAUUUGAAAAGGCUAUCCAGAGUGAAGAUGAGGACGUUUUCGAUUUCGACCUUGAACAUAUCCCUCUUGAACAGACCUAUGAAGGCCCAAAGCUUGACAUCACAUUUGAUAAAGAGACACGUGACGUUACGCUGGGGGGACUCACCGACUCCUGGAUGCAAGAACUCAUCAAAUUCUACAAGGAUGGCGGCAAACUACCUAGAAAGUACCUAUACGCAUUACUGAUGAAAGCCCACCAAGUAUUAAAGCAAGAACCUGCCUAUAAGGAGAUUAAAACCUCCGAGAUUGGAGACUUUACGGUUGUCGGUGAUGUCCAUGGCCAGUACUAUGACUUGAUCAACAUGUUUACCAAGAACGGGUUCGUUCAUGAAAAGCACGGCUAUCUCUUCAACGGAGACCUUGUGGACCGUGGUUCAUGGUCCGUUGAGGUGAUUGUCACUCUCUUGUUCUACAAAAUCCUAUACCCUGAUCAUCUGCACAUAAACAGGGGAAACCACGAGACAGAUGGCAUGAACAAGAUGUUUGGAUUUGCAGAUGAAGUCAAGCAUAAACAUGGAGCUAAGCCUUUGGCCAUGUUCCAGGAGAUCUUCACAGAGAUGCCUCUGUUAACGCUUAUAAACGAUGACUACCUCGUGAUGCAUGGAGGUCUCAUUUCCAACCCAACCAUGACAUUGGCAGAGCUUAAGGACAAGGUCACCAAGCUAUCCAAUCCUCGUGAAGGUGUUGAAAUGGAGCUCCUGUGGUCUGACCCACAAGAGGAGGAGGGCUUCGGAACCUCCAAGAGAGGAAUUGCAUUCCAAUUCGGGCCGGACAUCACCCGUCAAUUCUGUGAUACCAACAACUUGAAGGCCAUCAUCCGCUCGCACGAGGUCCGUAUGGGCGGAUAUAGCGAAGAGCAUGAUGGUAAGUGCAUAACAGUGUUCAGUGCUCCGAACUACUGUGAUUCGACGGGGAACAUCGGUGCGGUUAUCAACUUCAAGGAUGAAUUGGAGUACUUCACAUUCGAAGCUGUCGAGCACCCAGCCGUUCCACCAAUGGCUUACACAUCGCAAAGAUUCUGAGAGAAGAACACAAAUAGAACAUCGAGAAGGCGAUGAAGUCGAUGAUGGGCUACCCAUUAUAGAUUGUAUUGUAUUCAUUGUACACGGUGGUUACCUAUAAAGGAAGCACGACCAUUAGAUAGCUAAGACUCAUUGUGCUUUUGAAUCGAUAAGACAAAUCAUUUUGUGUCAAG
Williopsis jadinii is the source of this 1686-nucleotide messenger RNA. It is a transcript of the gene PPT1, whose product is annotated as protein serine/threonine phosphatase. The transcript has a single exon. The record is from RefSeq and is a predicted model, not a curated record. Gene Ontology annotation, cellular component: cytosol; nucleus. Gene Ontology annotation, molecular function: protein binding; protein serine/threonine phosphatase activity. Lineage: Eukaryota; Fungi; Ascomycota; Saccharomycetes; Phaffomycetales; Wickerhamomycetaceae. The coding region runs from base 92 to 1513 and encodes 473 amino acids.